AUGAACUCCAACGCGCUCGGAAGCGGUCGUCAUCGCCGUCAAAUCUCCACACCGGCUCCAUUCGAGCUUGCGCCAGUCAUGACCAAUAUGCAACCCCGUCGGUCACAUCGUCGAGGCCAGACUGUGGACUACAGCGCCUUCAGUCAACAGGCCACUAUGGACCGACACAUGCCGAAGACGGUAUCGCAGUUGCGCGAUUAUUUUAACGAAAAAUCAGGUUUCUCAUAUCAACAGAGGGAGCAGUAUCAAUCAUACACCCAGCAGCCCGAGCGAUCUUUCAUCCCAGCCAUGCACAUGCAGCAACCAUAUCAAUAUCAACCUCACCAGUCGCUCGGGUCUGACUGUCAGGCUUUCAACCAAGAACAACUGCAAGCGAUUCACACCACUACUGGUAGCCCUGCGCCUUCCUCUGUUGGUGCCCCGGCUUUGUCUCGAUCAGCCAGUGAAUGCUCCGAAAAUACACCAUUGAAGCUUGCGCUGCACCGUAUGCAGCAGGAACAAUUCUCGAACCAGCAACAGCAACAAUUCAUUGGAAAUGCCGAUUGGGAAUUGUUUCCUCAGCGCAACAUGCCAAUGUCCCAAAAUGAGCAGGUGACGGCCUAUGCCGGUUCGAUGCACCCAGUCUCUGUUCAACCAAAGGCUCCAUCUGCGAAGAUUCUUUCGCAAAUGUCUACUGCUUACAAUUCCCCAAUGACCCCCGAUUCUACCCCAUUGAAAAGAUCUAUUGAUUAUUCCAUGUACAGCAAUGACCCAACAUCUUCCAAGUCCCAAAGUUUCUCAUUUCCCCAUACCCCUACAACUGCUGAGAUGCAGAGAGCUCAGUCUUUGCAAGGAGCCCCCUAUGUCGAAUCCGUGCAGAUUAAACAGCAAAUGCCCUCCCCCGUCAAUUCCCCGAUUAGCUCGUCUUUUGCCGAAGUUGCCGAUAUGCCAUCUCCGAGUUCAUAUGGAAUGACACCUCAAAAUUCCACUGCCUCUUUCAAAUCUUCCACUGGCAGGACUAAGAAACGAGCCCCGUCAACUGUGUCGUCUUCCAACGAGCUAGCUGCUCGCGAUGAUGACCUUGAUGCUCGAGUCAAAGCCUCAGUUCAGCAAACCGGUGUCUCGACCGACGAAAUCGCCAAGUUCAUCUCCGGCCCCGACCCCAAGGAUGGAAAGUGGGUCUGUCUAUUUACGGGCUGUCUUUGCCGCUUUGGUCGCAAGGAAAACAUCAAGUCCCAUGUCCAAACACACCUUGGAGACCGUCAGUUCAAAUGCGACAUUUGCGAAAAGCACUUUGUGCGCGGACAUGAUCUCAAGCGCCAUCUCAAGACACACAGUGGCAAUAAGCCCUUUGCGUGCGCCUGCGGUGCCAGCUUUGCUAGACAGGAUGCCCUCACUCGUCACCGCCAGCGCGAUAUGUGUGUUGGAGGCUUCACAGGUGUGGUUCCAAAGACCACCAAGCGUGGUCGUCCCCCGAAGAAGAAGACCAGCCGCCCGGAUAUCGACACUCGCCAGGCUAAGUCCACUCGUACUCGUCAACGUGUUGCCGAGAAAGCCUCUUCAACCGCUUCAACCAACACCCAUGUCACUCUGCAAGAUGCCCCUGUGUUCAACUCGCCUAACUAUGCCCCAUCCGCUGCUGUCUCGUCUUUCACACCGCCCACCUCCCCCGGGGACAAAUACCACCGAAUUUCAUCGCCAUGUCAGACCUACAACUCCCUCGAUGCCCAGCUCGAGGAUGACAUGCUGCCCUUGUCACCGCCCCAACUCGCUCACGCUAGAUACGAGCAGGCAAUGGCCCAGUACGGAUCAGAUUUCGGUUCGCAGGCAUACUCGCAGGAAUCUACGUACUCCCAGGAGUCUCUCUACAGUGAAUCUGCUCUUUCGCCUCGGGAGAUGUCUUCCCCUCGCUCGGCGCCCACUCUGGCUGAAUCAUCCGUCGGCUCGGAGAUCGAUAUUUUCAUGACUCAAGAUCCCUCCGACGACUUGCGAGAGGAGUUCGGUCAUCUCGCUCACUCGGGGAUCCCUGGUUUCCCGACCUAUCAGUUCGUGGAUACAACCGACUUUGCCUCCGUUUCGUCCUAUUACCCAGAGAAGACCUUUUCUGGUAUUCCCCACUUGGAUGAUGACCUGACGGACCCAAUCGACUGCUUGUCCAGCGAGUUCCUGGUGGACCCUUGA
This is a messenger RNA of Penicillium griseofulvum, 2160 nucleotides long. RefSeq names its product putative C2H2 transcription factor (Swi5) (gene ace2). The transcript has 2 exons. Gene Ontology annotation, molecular function: DNA-binding transcription factor activity, RNA polymerase II-specific; RNA polymerase II cis-regulatory region sequence-specific DNA binding. The coding region runs from base 1 to 2160 and encodes 719 amino acids. Gene Ontology annotation, cellular component: nucleus. Gene Ontology annotation, biological process: regulation of transcription by RNA polymerase II. The record is from RefSeq and is a predicted model, not a curated record. NCBI's taxonomy places the organism in Eukaryota, Fungi, Ascomycota, Eurotiomycetes, Eurotiales, Aspergillaceae.